Juglans microcarpa x Juglans regia is the source of this 1664-nucleotide messenger RNA. RefSeq lists its product as uncharacterized. Bases 264 to 1235 code for a protein of 323 amino acids. The record is from RefSeq and is a predicted model, not a curated record. NCBI's taxonomy places the organism in Eukaryota, Viridiplantae, Streptophyta, Magnoliopsida, Fagales, Juglandaceae. The transcript has 2 exons.
UUAUCUGGCUUACCUUUAUUCCUUUUUAUCCUAAAGUAAAACGAAUGAUUCACAACAGCCCAAACCCCAGUCUCUGCUCUCUUUUCCUCACCCUCUCCUCCAAAAAGUUUCGCUUUGAUUCACUCAUAAACGCUUCACUUUCCUUCUUUAGUUUUGUGUUCUGCCCAUAUCUUUCUCACUCGUGCUUGUACCAUCAUCAAUAAUUGAUCAUACUUUGAUUGAUUGUUAUUAAGUUGAUAUCUGGGUGGAGGAGAUUGCAGGACAUGGCUUCGGAUGAGACUAUGAAACUCCAAUCUUCAGCGCAGGAAGAUGACUACGAAGAUGAUAUCUAUGAUGGGUAUGAUCAUGAACAACAUCCCAAUCCCCACAACUUGUCCAGGCUUUCUGUGUGUACCAGCAGUUCCAUGUACGGGAAUGAUGAAGAUGAGGAGGAGGAGGAGGAUGGGAGCUACUUUCGAGCUAUCGAAGCAGACAAUGGCAUGAGCAUUUCAGUUGAGAGCUUUUAUGCAGACGAAGAGUUAUCCGAUGAAAGAGAAAGUAAAGAACUAGUUUCAGGGCUGUGGUCUGACUCCGAUAGCGAACAGGGCUUUUAUUCACUGCCGGCGACUCCCCCACGACGUAGGAACAGGCCGGGUGGGGUUCUGAAUCUGAAUCAUCAGCAGCUGAUAGAGGUCAAAGAAUAUGCCAGCGAGAACGAAGCUCAAAAGGGUCUUUUGGGAAGGAAAAAGAGGAGGAACAAUGAGAGGAGGGAAAGGAGAAUCUUAAGGGAGAGAUGGCUGCUGGAAAAAGCUGGUUGGGACAAUUUUGAUUGCAACAACAAGAGCAAGAACAACAUAAUGAGGAUGGGAGUAGUUGAUGUCGCUGGUGGUAAUUCCAACUGCCAUAGCUUCAGCGCAGAAAGUGACCAGGGCGGUGGCGAUGGUGGCAGUGGUAUUGGUACAGGGUUGAUGGUGAUAACAAGGCCAAAGGGAGGAAGAAGAUCUCUGUGCAUGGAUUUGGAGGAAGUGAAGGCUUGCAGAGAUCUUGGGUUUGAGUUGGAACACGAGCGCAUGCUGGAGAUGCCCUCUCACCUCUCUGUUUCUGGUUCCACGCUUGACACCAGCAGUGGUGGCAAUUCCCCCAUUGGCAACUGGCGCAUAUCCAGCCCAGGUGAUGAUCCACGAGAUGUCAAGGCUCGGCUCAAAGUAUGGGCACAGGCAGUGGCGCUCGCAUCGACAUCUCGCCAGGGAAGCUGACAACUUUUUCUAACCAUCGGUUACCCGUUUUGUGUUUCUAAUUGUUUUCUUCAAGCCUGUGUUCUUUGUGGGAUUAAGAAAGUGGCUGCUUCAUUUUCUUUUGGUUUUGGAUGAAAGAGUGAUCCGUUUGUGAAGCCUUUCUCCAUUUUCGUUUUCCUUGGGAGUGUUGGGAUUUCAAGGUUCAGUUUCCUUUUUGGUUGCAAUCUCCCCACUGUAAAUACAGCAUUUUGGCAGAAUUGAGGAUGGAACCAUGAUGACAGACUGAUGAAACAAUUGAAUGCUGGUAUAAGUUUAGAGUUUGGUCUGCCCUUUUCUAUUCACUCCGUCCAGCUUUUGCUUCUUGGUUGAUUUGAGUUCUUACUGCGUUGUAAUUGGGAUUGUGUAAAGUACCAUGUGCUCAAGAGAAAUGUAUCUCAGCUUGUUCAGUUA